AUGUCGCUCCUUAAUCCCCGCACGCUCGUUGCCGCCCUUUUGUUGGCACCCACAUUCGCUUUGCCUGCUUCUGAAGCCAAGCCGGCUCGACUGGAAGAGAGGAAUAUCGGCAACGACGGCGAGCUCGCCGCCGCGAACCCCCGUGCCGCAUUCUUCCGAAAGGUCGUUGACGAUUCCUGCUACACAAACUCCAGCAAGGUGCCGACUCCAAAGGACAUUCCGCUCAAGGUGGGCAUCAUUGGAGGAGGGGCAGCAGGUCUCUACGCUGCCAUUCUGCUGGACUCCCUCGGUAUCGACUACGACAUCCACGAGGUGUCCGGCCGCGUCGGUGGGAGAGUAUAUACCCAUCACUUCGAUCAGCAGGCAUGGGACCAGUCGACGCCCGACGAUCCUGCGUACUACGACUACUAUGUGAGCGAGUUGGAUAACAUAAAAUCGCUUGUCGGAGUCUUCCCGCUGACGUGA
Messenger RNA from Colletotrichum higginsianum IMI 349063, 465 nucleotides. RefSeq names its product L-amino acid oxidase. The record is from RefSeq and is a predicted model, not a curated record. Bases 1 to 465 code for a protein of 154 amino acids. NCBI's taxonomy places the organism in Eukaryota, Fungi, Ascomycota, Sordariomycetes, Glomerellales, Glomerellaceae. The transcript has a single exon.